AUGAUACCGCCGCUAAAGGUGCCAGGCAGUGACGCCUCGCCUGCGGAAAGCAAUCUAGAGAAGGUCAAUCUGCUCCGUGAGGUUUUCUUCCCUCAGCCACCGCAGGCGGAUCUCUUGGACCUCAGCAGCAGCCGCCGCCUAUAUCAUCGUCCUCUGAUUGACUUCCCUGGCGUGACAGAGCAGGAGAUCUCUGAUGCUAUUCACAGAGCACCGCCAGACAAGGCACCUGGUGAGGAUGGUCUCCCUAACCGCGUGUGGAAGGUGCUGGCCGCCCUGUGCAACGAAUUCGUUCCAGUCGUGGCCAGGGUCUUUGACGCGUUGGUGGCAGCCAGGAUUGCCUGGGCAGUGGAUGAAUUCAAACUGCUCCCUGACAGCCAUCUCGGGGGCCGAAAAGGCAUCUCGAUUGACCAUGUUAUUCAGCUGAUUCUCUACCGCAUUCAUAAGGCGUGGGGAAACGGCCGAAAGGUGUCAAUGAUCCUGCUAGACGUGGCGGGAGCAUAUGAUAAUGUCUCACAUGAGAGGUUGUUAGCCAAUAUAACUCAGCUCGGCCUUGGUUACUUCACGCCAUGGAUAACGUCAUUCCUAUCAGGAUGGAGCACCAGGAUCAAAGUGCCUGGUUAUCUCAGUGAGGCGUUCCCAACGCCCACAGGGAUUCCUCAGGGCUCGCCGCUCUCCCCAAUUCUCUUUCUGCUCUUCAACUCCCCGCUAAUCCAUGCCUGCUGCCAACAACUGGGUGAGGGAACAACUGUAGGAUAUGGCUGGGUGGACGAUGCAGCUAUUAUAGCAGUAUUAGAAUCCUAUUACGUCAAUGUACAGCUCCUGCAGAAGGCCCUGGAUAAGGCAGAACUAUGGGCAAGGAGGCAUGCAGCCAAAUUCGCAGCGGACAAGUUUGAACUUAUUCACUUCACCAAUCCGAGAAUCAACCAGGACAGCACACCGACCAAUGACCACACCAACACUGAACCUGGAAUUCAGACCGAUAUUCGAUCCAACGGCCAAGCCGACGACCAUUCAGUGGAUAUAUACGACUUUGCAGCUUGCCACCCAGAAGGCAAUGACCGAAUGCUAGUCUACACCUCUGGAUGCCCAAUUCAACCUAAGGAACAUGCUAAAUAUCUAGGAAUCUGGCUGGACAAAUGUCUCUUAUUUGACAAACUUAGAAGACAGCUGAUCGCGAAGGCCAACGGCAGUUUGGACGCUCUGCGCGGAAUCUCUGGCUCCACAUGGGGUGCCUCGCUGCUGGCGAUGAGGAAGGUCUACCAGGCAGUAGUGGUGCCACAGAUGCUCUACGGACUAUCAGCCUGGUACUGCCCUGCCACAGGGGCCCUUCCCGCCGCGGAAAGGAACCGUGUGAUAGCGGAGUUCACCAGGGUCCAAAAACGUGCGGCGAUCUUGAUCAGUGGGGCUUUCAAGAGCACUAGUGCGGAGACGCUCAAUGUGGAGCUUUUUAUCCAACCAAUCCAUCUCCAGAUGCAACAAAACAUUGAGGAAGCAGCUAUCCGCAUACAGACAGGGGCGCGCUGGGCUCAGCCAGCAUGCCUGUACCAGCAAAGGAAGGCAAAGCAGAGACGUGGAGGGUGGAGCCCACUGGAAGAUCUACGGUGGAAGAGAAAUGAGGGGCACUCCCUGAGUUCUCAGGCCCCUAGCCCACAGAAGUGGGAGACGUGGAAGGCCUUCAUAUUAGCGCCAUGGGAGGCACGGAUCCCAUGCGUUAUUGAAGAUGCAGAGGCAGCGCGAGCCUCGCAUGACCAGAUUGAGAGGGAACUCCUUGAUUGGGAGUGUGAGCGUACUUUUGACCGGUUGCAGGACGAUCUCCAACAUCUCCAGGAGACCCAGCAACUCCAGGAACACCAAGAUAUCCAACACCCACAGAUUAUCCGACAGCCCUCAGAUGCCAACCGCCCCCCGACGGUCUCGUCCUUCACCGAUGGUAGUGGCUACGAAGGCCAUGUGGGUGCCUCCGCGGUUGCCCCGCGCACAGGCAUCUUUGAACGAAGACAUCUCGGUUCCACAGAGGACUCUUCAGUAUACGUUGCUGAGCUCAACGGCGGCCAGUACAUGCUCGCACGCAUAUAUGAUCAUGUACGGGCCCUCCGAUCAACUUCUCACACACCCACGUCCGGCCAGAUUCCCGCCGUUGAGAUCCGUUGGAUCCCCGCACAUGUGGGCGUGCAUGGUAAUGAAGCAGCUGACGUUGAAGCUAAGGUUGCUGCGGAGAACGGAGAUGGGGCGAAGAAUAGUGCUCCCGAAGCAUAUCGCCUUGCCUCCUCAGCGAGGUGCUGA
Messenger RNA from Penicillium argentinense, 2283 nucleotides. RefSeq lists its product as uncharacterized. Bases 1 to 2283 code for a protein of 760 amino acids. The transcript is spliced from 3 exons. The record is from RefSeq and is a predicted model, not a curated record. Gene Ontology annotation, molecular function: nucleic acid binding. NCBI's taxonomy places the organism in Eukaryota, Fungi, Ascomycota, Eurotiomycetes, Eurotiales, Aspergillaceae.